AUGAAGUUCCUCACACUCGCUGCUUCACUCGCUGCUCUGGCUCCUGGAGUCCUCGCCACGCGCACCCAGAUGAGCAACGAGUUCGUUCCUAGAUUGUCCCCCUCCAUCGAAAACACACCUGCCUACGACAGGUUCGUCGACCCGACCGUCAAAACCAUGGUCUUGGACGGGUUGGAGAAGCGUCAAGAGGAGCCCAGCCCUGACCGCAACACCACUCUCCAAGAUGGUCUCAUCUUCGUCUUGCAGUGCAAAAACCCCGGCUUCAGAGACCCAUGCAUUUCCCUGGGAGCUCCCCCAGGAGUUUGCGCCUCCUACUUCAGCUUCAACGGCCCCAACUCUACCGCUCUCUCCGACUUGUACAACAACAACGUCAGUUCCAUCUCCACCAACACUGGCGGCAACUGCCAAUUCUACAAGUACCUCAAUUGCAACGAGAAGGGAGACGACAGAGGUCUCACCGUCGACUACAACUACGAUCUGUCCUGGGUUUUCCCAGGCGGCGACCCCCGUGCCCCCGAAUACGAUGAUCAGAUCACUUCUUGGAGAUGUUAA
Molecule: messenger RNA, 552 nt
Organism: Drepanopeziza brunnea f. sp. 'multigermtubi' MB_m1
Lineage: Eukaryota; Fungi; Ascomycota; Leotiomycetes; Helotiales; Drepanopezizaceae
Source: RefSeq, a predicted model, not a curated record